This is a messenger RNA of Portunus trituberculatus (swimming crab), 1429 nucleotides long. Its product is annotated as aldo-keto reductase family 1 member B1-like. Gene Ontology annotation, cellular component: cytosol. The transcript is spliced from 10 exons. Gene Ontology annotation, molecular function: aldose reductase (NADPH) activity. Lineage: Eukaryota; Metazoa; Arthropoda; Malacostraca; Decapoda; Portunidae. Bases 168 to 1133 code for a protein of 321 amino acids. The record is from RefSeq and is a predicted model, not a curated record.
AAGCAAGGCUCUUUGGUAUCAAGGAUGGUGUGUACGACAAUGCUACCGAAAACUCCACAGAGACUGAUAGACGAUAGCUUGGCAACACUCAGAGGAACGACUGGAACGUCCCGACCUUCUCGCCAUUUCAGUUGGUCUGGUCCAGCAGGAUUCUACCAUCAAACAACAUGACACACGAGGUGCCAAGUGUUCGCCUCAGUAGUGGACAGGACAUGCCCAUAAUAGGCAUUGGGACAUCACGGGCCCUCGGCGAUGAUGCGAAAGUUGCUGUCAAUGCUGCUCUGGAGUGUGGCUACCGACUUAUUGACACGUCGUAUAUAUACCAGAAUGAAGCUGCCAUCGGGGAAGUGUUGAAGGAAUGGUUCGCCGGUGGAAGACUCAAGCGUGAAGAUUUGUUCAUCACUUCAAAGCUGCCAAUGAUUGGUAAUCGGGAAAAGGACGUCUCAAAAUUCCUCCAAAAGUCACUGAACAUGUUGGGUUUGACAUAUGUUGACCUGUACCUUAUCCACUGCCCUGGUGGAUUCAUAGGCAAGGAUGACAAUGACAUAAAACCAAAAGACGAAGAAGGGAAUACCGUUCUGGACUUCGAGACUAAUUUAGAAGGUAUCUGGAGAGGCAUGGAAGCUCAGGUUGAUGCUGGGAGAGCGAAAUCCAUUGGGAUCUCCAACUUCAAUAGUAAACAACUGGACAGAAUUGUUAAAGUGGGACGCAUCAAGCCUGCCAACCAGCAAGUAGAGGUCCAUGCCUACCACAUGCAACGUGAUAUGCGAGCAGUUUGUGACAAGCACGGCAUCACAGUGUGUGCCUUUUAUCCCCUUGGAGCACCUUAUUUAGAAAUACGGACAGAGGAACAUCCACCCCUUGUUGAACAUCCACUAGUGGCGAAGAUUGCCAGCCAGCGAGGGAAGACAACAGCUCAGAUUCUCCUUCGUCACCUGAUUCAACACGGCCUCAUUGUCAUACCCAAAUCUGUCAGAGUGGAACGAGUUAAGAAGAAUUUUCAGGUCUUUGAUUUCGAGUUGAGUGCUGAAGAGAUGGCACAACUGGACACUCUUAACCGAGACGGAGCUGUCAGAAUGUUUACAUGUGACUUUUACAAAGGUUUUGAAAGGCAUCCCGAGUACCCCUUCUAAGCGUGGCUCUAACAAGAUUCCAGUAGAUCCUGAUCAGAGGACGUGUGGAGCCGUGGGAACAGUAUGCAUGGUAACAUAUUAUAGAAUUAAACAUCUUUUAAUCAAGGUGUGACAACCAUAGAUUUAGAGAUCCUUAUCUUAAUGUUCCACACAAAAAUAGAAUGAAAGAAAUUCCCUGUAAAAAAAUAUUGAUGGGGUUAUUUCAUUGGGUUUUCUUCUUCAACUUCUUCUUCUUCCCUCUUCUUCUUCUUCUUCUUCUUCUUCUUCUUCUUCUUCUUCUUCUUCUUCUUCUUCUU